Colossoma macropomum (tambaqui) is the source of this 875-nucleotide messenger RNA. RefSeq names its product recoverin b (gene rcvrnb). Gene Ontology annotation, molecular function: calcium ion binding. The record is from RefSeq and is a predicted model, not a curated record. The transcript is spliced from 3 exons. NCBI's taxonomy places the organism in Eukaryota, Metazoa, Chordata, Actinopteri, Characiformes, Serrasalmidae. Bases 172 to 852 code for a protein of 226 amino acids.
GUCCCCUGCUGUUAGCUAAGCCUGUCUUUCAUGCCUAGCUCCUUAUGUAGAUAGCUUCCAAGAGAGUAUCCAAUAGAGCCUCUCCAACAAAUCAGAAUACAGUCCAAAACCCUGUGAUCAUCCCUUGUAAUCUAAAGCAAUACCAUUUGGGUUUAAAUAGCAGGCCUGAUCAUGCUGGCCUGUUGGCUCAAGCUGACAAGCACCUUUAAGUUGCUCCUCUCUAAGAAAGCUCCUCUCAAGAUGGGCAACAGUAAAAGCGUUGCGCUCUCCAAAGACCUGCUAGAAGAGCUGAAGUCCAAUACUAGGUACACAGAAGAGCAGCUUUAUGCCUGGUACCAGACCUUUAUGAAAGAGUGCCCCAGUGGCCAGAUCAGCACAGAGCAAUUUGAGAGCAUCUACGCCAGCUUCUUUCCCGACGCUGACCCAAAAGCCUACGCCCAGCACGUGUUCCGAAGCUUCGACUCAAACAGUGAUGGCACUCUCGAUUUUAAAGAGUACAUUGUGGCUUUGCAUCUCACUUCCUCUGGGAAGACCACCCAGAAGCUGGAGUGGGCCUUUGCAUUGUAUGACCUGGACAAGAAUGGGACCAUCACAAAAAAUGAGAUCCAUGAAAUUGUCAAGUCAAUAUUUAACAUGAUCUCGAAAGAGGACCAGAAAAACCUCCCAGACGAUGAGAACACGCCUGAAAAAAGAACUGAAAAAAUCUGGGCCUUUUUUGGAAAAAAAGAAAAUGAUAAAAUAACAGAAGGAGAGUUCAUCCAGGGAGUGAUGGACAAUAAGAACAUUCUCAGAUUGAUCCAGUUUGAUGAGCCUCAGAAGGUCCAAAACAGGCUGAAGGAAAAGAAACAGUAGCAUUUCCCAGUGGUGACUUGUAU